Messenger RNA from Jaminaea rosea, 512 nucleotides. RefSeq lists its product as hypothetical. The coding region runs from base 66 to 512 and encodes 148 amino acids. NCBI's taxonomy places the organism in Eukaryota, Fungi, Basidiomycota, Exobasidiomycetes, Microstromatales. The transcript is spliced from 2 exons. The record is from RefSeq and is a predicted model, not a curated record.
GACUGACUACACCAUACCCACGAUCGCACCCUUAAACCUCAUUGUCGCUGCUCCUCACGGCGAGCAUGCUCUGCCCCCUUGUUCUCUUCCUCGUCGCCUUCGCGCCCGUCUCGCAUGCCAAACACCGCAUCUGCUCAUGGCAAGACCAAGGCUUGCUUUCCCCCGCCCACUACGGAUAUACUCGCUUUUGCCUGGCGAACCUCACCAGAUACAAUGAAACGCAGGGCGGCUACUUUUGCUGGAACAGCUCGGAGCAUGUGGCAGACUACGGUUUCCUUGGGCCGCAGAAGCUAGAGUUCGCUUCUCCCUGUGGCACAGGUGGCUAUGCGAAAGACUACUGGUGUGACUCCAUGCAGUACUGGGGUGUGUGCGUUGGGCAGGCGGGUGAGGAGGUGAAUCCGGAUAAGAUUCGCUGCUUUUACAUAGGGCAGGACGAUGAUUGUGAAUGGCCAAAGACGUUUGACGAAAAUAGCGUGCCCACGCAAGUCGACAUCUGGCAGAAGCAGGGCUAA